Molecule: messenger RNA, 2862 nt
Organism: Eriocheir sinensis (Chinese mitten crab)
Lineage: Eukaryota; Metazoa; Arthropoda; Malacostraca; Decapoda; Varunidae
Product: galactokinase-like
Exons: 9
Coding region: 228-1403 (391 amino acids)
Biological process (GO): carbohydrate phosphorylation; galactose metabolic process
Cellular component (GO): cytoplasm; cytosol
Molecular function (GO): galactokinase activity; ATP binding
Source: RefSeq, a predicted model, not a curated record
GAGAGGAGGAGGAAGGAUAAAGUUAGAAAAGGAGGUAAAAAUAAAAAUGGGGAGGAGGAGGAGACAUUGAGAGAGGAAGGAGGAAAAAAAGGAAGAUGAAAGACACUGAAGGAGAGAGGAAGUAGAUAAAGAGAAAAGAAGAGAGGGAGAGAGAAUCACCCUCCGCCCACCUGGUUAUCGUGUGUGUCUGGCGUACAGCCAAGCCACCACACCAAGACUCCCCAAGGAUGGCGUGCAAGGUCCCCGAGGUGUCUAGCCUGGUCGAGGAGGCCCAGGAGGUCUUCCAGGAGACCUAUGGGGAGGCAGCGGAGGUGGCAGCAGUGGCCCCCGGCAGAGUGAACAUCAUUGGGGAACACACGGAUUACAACGACGGGUUUGUGUUUCCGAUGGCCCUCCCGCUGGUGACGGUGGUGGUGGGGCGCCAGGUGGAGGGAGGCCGCUGCAGGGUCACCACCACCUCCCCUGCAGCCGACAAGCCCCUGCAGGUGGAGUUCGCGGCCCCCUCCUCCUCUGCCCCCCUCAAGCCUGGCUCUCCCUCCUGGGCCAACUAUAUCAAAGGAGUAGUCGCAAAUUUUCCAGGAGGCACUAGUGGCUUCGACGCAGUAGUGGCCACCUCAGUGCCACUCGGGGGAGGCCUGUCUAGCAGCGCCUCCUUGGAGGUGGCCACGUACACCUUCCUGGAGGCACUCGCUGGCACCCCCGCUGCCAGCUUGAAGGAGAAGGCUCUCGCAUGCCAGAAAGCUGAGCACGACUUUGCCAACAUGCCGUGUGGGAUCAUGGACCAGUUCAUCUCAACCAUGGGCAAGAAAGGGAACGCUCUCCUCAUUGACUGCAGGUCACUCGAGUCCACACUGGUGCCGCUGGACAACCCAGACAUCACCCUCGUCAUCACCAACAGCAACGUGCGGCACACCCUCUCCGGCACCGAGUACCCCACGCGGCGCAAGCAGUGUGCUGAGGCCGCCGCCACCCUGGGCAAGAAGAGCCUCAGGGACGCCACUCUGAAGGACUUGGAAGCGCACAAGGAUUCCCUGAGCGAGGAGGUGUACCGGCGGGCAAGACACGCGAUAUCCGAGAUCACCCGGACGGAGGAGGCGGUGGAGGUGCUGAGGCAGGGCGACUACACCACCUUCGGGAAGAUGAUGACGGCCUCCCACCACUCCCUCAGGGAUGACUACGAGGUGUCCUGCCCCGAGUUGGACGAGCUGGUGGAGGCGGCGCUGGAUGUGGAGGGCGUGUUUGGCUCCCGGAUGACUGGCGGAGGCUUUGGCGGAUGCACUGUGAGCCUGAUGAAGGUGGGGAGUGUGGACGCCUUCAUCAUGCACACAACGCAGUUCUAUUCCGGCUCACCCACCUUCUAUGUGUGUGCUCCGGCUGAGGGCGCCCACCACUACAAGCUAUAAAAGACUACUCGCAUGGGGCUGAAGGCGAAUAUUUCUGUGUUAUCUAGCGGCUAUUUGUGUGGGGCUUGAACUUCAUUUUUUGAGGGAGGUCAGUGAGCUAUUUUGGGGGCAUGUGAGCACUUUUGGAGGUUUGAGUGAUUGGCAGUUUUAGGGAAGUAUUUUUGUUUUUAUAAGUUACUGAGGAGGCUCUCAAAAAAAAUUAUCCUGUGUCUAGGGUAUAUUUCUCUAGUUUUGAGGGGAAAAUCUCUUGGGUUUCUUUCUUUUUUUUUUUUUUUUUUUCUUGGCACUCAUGGAAAAUUUUUGUUGAGUUUUUGUAAUUUCUGUGGAGGUUCAAAAAGAUUUCCAUUGAGUUUAGUUUGAAUUUUUCAAGGUAAUUUAUUAAGGGAGACAUUUUGUGGGUUUCUGAUAAGUCUUGUGGGGGCUCUCAGGGGAAAUUUCAGUGGAGCUUCUUGAGAACUUUGGUGUUUGGCUCCCAGGAUAUUAGGCAAGGGGAAAUAAUGUAAGCUGUCUGCCUCAUGUACAGAGUGUGGGUUUGUUUGUUUGUGUCUGGGUUAUGAGGGACCAAGCGCACAGUGUAUGUUUUGUCAGUAUAGUUUGUGUUCUCCAAGGCACACUUCCCCUUCCUAUAUGUACUUACAGUUAUGAGGGAAAACAACUAACCAAAAGAGUUGAAGUAUGGAAAUUUAAUGGUCAAAACUAAAAAUUAUAAUCAAACUUCAUAAUGACACUUCCUCUUCUUAUAUGUACUUACAGUUAUGAGGGAAAACAACUAACCAAAAGAGCUGAAGUAUGGAAAUUUAAUGGUCAAAACUAAAAAUUAUAAUCAAACUUCAUAAUGACACUUCCCCUUCCUAUAUGUACUUACAGUUAUGAGGGAAAACUACUAACCAAAAGAGCUGAAGUAUGAAAAUUUAAUGGUCAAAACUAAAAAUUAUUAUCGAACUUUAUUAUGACAAUGUUUAAUUUUACCCCAGAGCUCAUUUUGUCAGUUUUUCUCCCUCAUAUGAACUUUAACCCAGUAGCUGCGGGGAUCAUGUUUCUUAAAGGCCCCUCUAAGUGAGAAAAAUGAGAAAAAUCAUCACUCACGCAAACCAUUUCAUAAUAUAUAUUAACGCAUUUGUGAUCAGUUUAUGCAUCAUCUAUUUUGAGGGGUCUUUAUCAUGGCAAAAAUUUGGCCUGUCGCUGUUACAUGGUAAAGCCACAAAUUUGGCCUGUCGCUGCUACCGGGUUAAUUAUCAAACAUUCCUUAGAGUUUAAUUUACAAAACAAUGUACAACCAUAAAAAACUUGGCAUACAAAGUUUUAUCUUAUAUACACAGAUGCACAUGUCAACAUUUAUAGGUACUUACAAAUUUCUAUGAUCUAUUUUGUAUAACUACCCUAUAGGCAACUCUUCAACACCUAUAUGUAUCCACUUCUUAACAUUCCAAAUAUAUUCAGUCACUAAUGCAGCUGUUAA